UUUGCCGCCGGACUGCUGUGUUCAUGCUCUCAGACCUUAAACAGUUGGAAGUGAAGCAAAAAUGAGUUCGAGGUUUAUCUGACGUAAUUCCACAUUUAUCUUGAUGCACGCGCGCUCUCUCAACUGCCAGCUGUCGGAACGCGCGUUCAGACGCACUUCUGAACUGCUGAGGCUCCCUCAGAGCGCCUCACCGCACGUCACCUGGGAGAGAAGCGUUAUAGGUUAUUGUUAGUGAUCAAUAUCGCUGCAGAAUGGUGAAACGAUGGAGAAUAAAGAGCCGCACAAGGAUGUCGCCGCCUCUGCUACUGAUUGUCACUUUCUUCUGUAUCUCAAACGCAGCUAAUCCUAUUGACCUCAUAAAGACACUUGAGCUUUCGGAGGACAUGGAGGGCGUGUCGCUGGAGGCAGGGCUGUGCACCAGCAGGAAGGGCCGAGCAGAGACCGACCUUUCCUUUAAGAUCAACAAGAAGAUCCAGCUGAGCGCGCCCACCAAGCAACUCUUUCCAGACUUGCCGUUUCCUGUGGAUUUCUCACUCAUGACAACAGUCAAAGCUGUGAAAGGAUCACAAGUCUUUCUUCUCUCCCUGUAUGAUACACAGGGCACACAGCAGCUGGGUUUGGAGCUUGCUCGUUCUCCUGUUUUCCUGUAUGAGGAUCAUGAGGGUCAGCCAACUCCUGAACUUUAUCCCACCUUCAGAAAAAUCAACUUGGCUGAUGGCAAGUGGCACAGAAUUGCCUACAGUGUGGAGGGCCAGUCAGUGACUCUAUACUUAGACUGUGAAAAGGUGGAGACUCUGGACCUGCUCAGAGGUCCUGAUCCCCACAUCAGCACUGAUGGAGUCACUGUGUUUGGAACCCGCCUGCUGGACGAGGAGGUGUUUGAGGGACAAAUCCAGCAACUUCUUCUUGUGGCUGAUCCUCGAGCAGCAGAGACCUACUGCAGAGACUACAUCCCAGACUGCGACGCACCUUUACCCUAUGACAGCAUUUUCAUAGAGACUGAAGAGGAAGAGGGAACACCAAAGAAACGAGUAGCAGAAGAAUUUGACUACAGUGUUUUCUAUGAUGACAUCUCAGUGUCCACAGUGACAGCAGGUCCUAAUGUCACAGAGUACGAGUUCAUAGAGUACGAAGACUAUGACAACACAACAAACUAUUACCCUGUCAAUGAGUACGAGGAGUACGACGAAGAAUACGACGAACGCUACGGACCUGCGGAGAGAGAACGGGACUACCUGCUGAACACACAGAAUUUACCAGAAAAAGGACAGAAAGGAGAGCCUGGCUAUUUGGGGCUGGGAACUCAGAUUACAGGACCAUAUGGACCUCCAGGACCUGAGGGAGCACCGGGGCCUCCGGGAAUCACUGGACCAGUGGGACCUCGAGGAGACCCUGGAGAGCUGGGUCCUCCAGGGCGGCCGGGCCUUAGUGGUGCUGACGGGAUCCCAGGUCCCCCAGGAAACAUAAUGCUCAUACCGUUCCAGUCAGGUGGUGAUCCGAGGACAGGAGCUGUUGUUUCUGCACAGGAGGCUCAGGCUCAGGCCAUCCUGCAACAGACAAAGCUGGCCAUGAAGGGCCCUCCUGGCCCACUGGGUCUCAGAGGCAGACCUGGACCACUGGGUGCAUCAGGGCCUCCAGGGCUGAAAGGGAGCAGUGGUGAAAUGGGACCACCUGGUCCUGCAGGACUACCGGGUAUUCCAGGUCAGAAUGGAAGACCUGGAAAACGGGGUCGGGGAGGUUCAGACGGGGGCCGUGGUGCAAUAGGAGAAACUGGAGCAAAGGGAGAUCGAGGCUUUGAUGGCUUACCUGGCCUCCCAGGAAAUAAAGGACACAAGGGAGACAGGGGGAAGCCGGGACCCCUAGGUCCUCCAGGAGAGCUGGGAGAAAAGGGCUCUCAGGGACCACCUGGGCCAAGAGGACAACCAGGUGAUGCUGGUUCCAGAGGUCUGACUGGCCCCAGAGGUCGUCCUGGAAACUCAGGCUUGAUGGGCAUUCGUGGAACUGAUGGGGUCCAAGGUUCAAAAGGCAACAUAGGACCACCAGGAGAAAUUGGAGCACCCGGUCAGCAAGGCAACCCUGGAAUUGUUGGUUUUCCUGGCCCUCAGGGGCUCGUAGGACUACCAGGAGAGAAGGGACCUCAAGGGAAGAAAGGGAUGCAGGGCUUACCUGGAAAUGACGGGCCUCCAGGUCAUCCUGGAAGAGAAGGGACUCCAGGUGAAAAGGGAUUGCCAGGUCCUUCCGGUGUGCAGGGACCUGUAGGAUACCCCGGACAACGGGGAGUAAAGGGUGCAGAUGGAAUCAGAGGGUUGAAGGGAAGCAAAGGGGAAAAGGGAGAAGAUGGUUUUCCCGGGGCAAAAGGGGAGAUGGGAGCGAAGGGGGAUGUUGGAGAUAAUGGACCUCCAGGGUCUCGAGGUGAAGAUGGGCCUGAAGGUCUCAAAGGUCAGUUGGGCCCUCAGGGAGAGGCCGGGCCGGCUGGUAUUUCUGGAGAAAAGGGGAAAUUGGGGGUUCCAGGUUUGCCUGGGUAUCCAGGACGACAGGGUCCCAAGGGCUCUGAUGGGUUUCCUGGUGCGCUGGGGGCUCCUGGAGAGAAAGGGAAGAAAGGUCCUGCAGGACAAGCAGGAAGUGCAGGCCAAAGAGGUCCAAAUGGUGCCAGAGGAGGCAGGGGGGUGAGAGGUCCUACAGGGAAGCCAGGAGAAAAGGGAGCCUCAGGACAUGACGGGCCCCCAGGAUCUCCCGGAGAGAGGGGACCUUCAGGGCCACAAGGAAGGAAUGGAGAACCAGGACCUAAAGGCUCAAGUGGUCCAGCUGGGAAGGAUGGACUUCCGGGUCAUCCGGGUCAAAGAGGAGAACCAGGCUUUCAAGGAAAAACGGGCCCCCCAGGGCCUUCAGGUGUGGUCGGACCUCAGGGGAAAUCAGGGGAACCUGGACCGACAGGAGACCGCGGUCACCCGGGAGCACCAGGUGUACCCGGAGAGCACGGUUUACCUGGGGCUGCUGGGAAAGAGGGCGGAAAGGGGGAUCCUGGUUUACCGGGGACAUCAGGGAAGAACGGUCCAACUGGACUGAAGGGGUUCAGAGGGAGCAGAGGAGCUACUGGGAUUAUGGGACCUCCUGGUCUGAAAGGAGCAACGGGCCCCGGCGGAUCCCCCGGAUCUCUGGGGCCAUCAGGAGAACGAGGCCCUCCGGGACCUGCUGGGGCAAUCGGACAGCCUGGUCGUGCCGGAGCGGUUGGAGGACCGGGACCAAUGGGAGAGAAGGGGGAGCCUGGAGAGAAGGGCCCUAUUGGACCUGCGGGUAAGGACGGAGAUCAGGGUCCUGUAGGAAUGCCCGGAGCAACAGGACCUGCAGGACCUUCGGGGGAUGAUGGGGAUAAGGGGGAACAGGGAGGACCUGGACAGAAAGGCAGCAAAGGAGACAAGGGGGAAGCGGGCCCUUCGGGUCCUACUGGCACCCAGGGGCCAGUUGGUCAGCCUGGUCUUCCAGGUGUAGACGGGCUGUCUGGCCCUCGAGGGCAGCAGGGUAUGUAUGGUCCCAAAGGAGACGAGGGGCCCCGUGGUUUCAAGGGCUCCAGAGGGCCGAGAGGAUUACAGGGUAUGCCUGGCUUACCUGGAGAAAAGGGAGAGAGCGGACAUGUUGGUCUCAUGGGUCCACCUGGACUGCAAGGCCCCAAUGGUGCUCAAGGACCUAUGGGAGGACUGGGACAAACCGGCAGACCUGGGAUGAUUGGACAGCCGGGUGUUGUGGGGGAAAAGGGAGAGGAUGGAGAAGCGGGUGACCCUGGACUAGUCGGGAUUCCAGGAAGACUAGGUGACAAAGGAGACCAAGGUGAAAAGGGAGACACGGGCCCUUCAGGAGCCGCCGGUCCCCCGGGGGCUAGGGGCAUUCCAGGAGAGGAUGGGGCAAAGGGCAAUGCUGGACCUAUAGGUCUGACUGGUGACCUUGGUCAGCAGGGAGAGGCAGGACCCAAUGGUGUAGAUGGCCUCCUCGGAUCUAAAGGAGACACCGGAGAACCUGGUAAAUCUGGACCCCCAGGGCCGACAGGGGAGCCUGGACCCCCGGGGCCUCCUGGACGAAGGGGACACUUGGGAAAACCAGGGAAGGAAGGCAAAGAAGGCCUGAAAGGAACCAAGGGGACCCCUGGACUGGAGGGUCCCAUUGGAAAGACGGGACCCAGAGGUUCUCAAGGGCAUCCAGGAAAAAAUGGUCCACAGGGCCUGAGAGGAAUCCCUGGGCCAGGAGGUGAGCAGGGUUUAAAUGGGCCACCGGGUCAAACUGGACCUCCAGGUCCCAUGGGUCCACCAGGUUUACCCGGACUCAAGGGAGAUCCUGGCAGGAAGGGAGACAAGGGUCAUGGUGGACUAAUCGGACUCAUAGGACCUCCAGGAGACAUCGGAGAGAAAGGUGACAGAGGACUACCAGGAAACCAAGGCCUUCAAGGUCCAAAAGGAGAUGAGGGUCCCGUCGGCCCACCAGGCCCACCUGGACCUCCUGGUCCCACAGGACUGUCUGGUGCUAUUGGUCAAAAAGGCUCCAAAGGGAACCAGGGUCCGAUAGGUCCCAGAGGAGACACCGGCCCUGUGGGGCCUCCAGGACCACCUGGACAGGCCGCUGUUGGUUUUUCGCCUCUUCCAGAGCGAGGAAGAAGAAGAAGAACUCACGCUGUGGUGGAUGGUGCUGCAGUUGAGGACGAGGAGGAGACCAUAGACGGAGGAGAGGACGACGGUUGGGUGCAAAGCGACCAGGCCACGCUGGAUGGUGUGGUGAAAGAAAAUGAGGCGCAGGACAUGGAAGAAGUGUUUGCUUCAAUUUCAUCUAUGAAAGUUGAGGUGGAGGGUCUGCGUAACCCAAUGGGGACUUACCACAGCCCAGCACGCACCUGCAAGGAGCUCUGGCUCCUCCAUCCAGAGCUGCCCAGUGGUGAGUACUGGAUAGACCCCAACCAGGGCUGCCACAGAGACGCCUUCAAAGCUUUCUGUAACUUUACUGCACAGGGAGAAACAUGUUUGUACCCAGACAAAAAGUUCCAGUCGGUGAAAUUAGCAGCAUGGAAAGGGGAAAAACCUAACACCUGGUACAGUAAAUUCAGGAAAGGAAAACAGUUUUCCUACACAGGGUCAGAUGGUGUCUCGAUACACAUCGUUCAGCUGACCUUCCUGAAGCUUCUCAGUGCCACAGCCAAGCAGACGUUCACCUAUCACUGCCUCAACUCUGCCGCCUGGCUGCAUGCGGCCAGCUACAGUCAUGAACAUGCACUACGCUUCAGAGGCAGCAACGGGGAGGAGCUGACUCACGAGAACGCACAUUACAUCAGUCCGCUAUACGACGGCUGCCAAGUACGCUCAGGACAGGAGAGGACGGUUUUGGAAAUUGAGGCACCAACGUCCCAGCCUCUCCCCAUCAUUGACAUAGCUGUGUCCGAUUUCGGCAAUGGGAACCAGAAAUUUGGUUUCCAAGUUGGCCCAGUUUGCUUCAAUGGUUAACAAUCUCAGGAAGGCAUAAGAAAGGGAUUAAUUUAAUAGAAAAGAGCCUUGGACACCUUUUACAUGCAGGGAGAACAAAACUUUCAAGAUCACAUAUUUAAUUUGUACAGUAAACAAUGUUUCAUGGCUCAAACUACCACUCUUGCUCAAAUGUUCAUUCGGUUUGUAUGUUACAGGUUCAUUGUUGUUGUAUGCUAAAAUGGCUCACUGUGGACUCACAUGCUGUUAUAAAGAGAAGGACACCUUUGUUGAUGUCCUCACGGUUUUUCUUUUCUUCUUUUCUUCUUCAUCAUGUGUACUCUGCUCUGUUUUCUCUGCUUCUGUUUCAGGAAUGACUUUAAAAAACAAAUGGUCUAUCUCCAGUCACCUGUAAGAGAAUCAGUGUGGAAGAAUUAAUAUUCUUAAACCUGACAGAUGCAGACCAUCCAGCAUAAUCCAUUGAAAUAACUGAAACUGUCAGCAUUCACAAAUAGGUUUAUAUUAGUUUAUUGUGUUCAUUGCACAUAUCUGAUUGAGAAAUCAUAAAGAAGAAGCUGACUUUUAAUUAGUGACACAAAGAGAAUAAUUCUGGUUACUGGAAUCGGGUUUGAUGAUAAUUCUUAGUGUUCCUAAGCACUACCAGGAAGGAGGAGGAACAUCUUUCAUUUGUGUGGGCACUGUUACUGAGAAAAAACACUCAUUGUUACUUAAUCAGUUUGAUGUUUACAAUAAAGUCAAAGGACAAACAGUGAUAUUAUAAGCUAUUCAAAAGGAAAAUAGUUGCUGUUAAUUUAGGUUGCAGUAGAAGAAGACAGAGGCAGAAUGAUGAACACAUAGCAACUAGCUGAUCCCUUUUACUCUUUUCUGCCUGCAACCACUGAAAGUCUGAAUCCAACAGAGAAAAUAGACUUUAGCCUACAUUCAAAUUCUCUGAACACUGCUACAGAUAUUCUCCAUUCUACUUUCUUAGUGAUGAAAAACACAGAUGCUUUAACGAUUUUUCCAAGAAGGACAUCAAUACGAGUUAGUGUGUUUUAUAAAAAUGUAUUUCAAUACAAUUUAAAUCUCAUAUUUGUGACUGUGUACAGUUUCAGAUAUUUUUUGUUGUCAUCAAACCUCAUUUUUGUGUUUUCUUUUGUUCUUUGUUUUGUUGAAAUUGUGUGGUUGUGAUCAUGAGUUAAACACAUUGCAUUGAUGAGCCACAACAUUAAAACCACUUUCAUAAUGAAUGAUACAAACAUUGAUUCAUAAUUAAUCAAUGUUUUAUCUUUAGAAUAUCUUCUAUCUUAAACUAUCAAUGAUGUUUUCAUGAUCAGAAUUUAAGUCUGAACUAAAAGUGAACUAAAUUCAACUUCAGGUCCAUGUUGUACAGACUAGUCAUUCAUUUUCUUAAAUUUAUAAGUGCAUGUAAAACAGUUUAGAUGUUUUUUACCUUUUAUAAUAAUUACUGUGAAAGAGACUACAAAAUAUAACUUCCUGUUUAUCUGUGUGAUGUCACUUGCUCUGUGCUCUGUUCAGAAAUCCUUAGACCAUUGUUUAUACGAGGAAAAUAAUAGUAAAUUUCAAAAUGCUAAGUUUAUCAAUGUUAAAAAAACAGGUCCUACAACUCACUCAGUCAUAGUAACAAUAUAGAAAAAUGAAAGCUCUAGUUAUUCCAGUCAACACCAUUCAUAAACAAAAUCACAGGAGACCCUGACAUAAAUCUUUUGUGAGUUUAUUUAAGACUAUAACUUCAGGUGUUGAGUAAAAUAUAUCUGUAGAAAUAAAAUAUGUAUUUUCAAAUUAUAAUAACAGCUUCCUUCAGCUAACUAACCUCAUAUUGCUGCAGCAGCUAUGGAAAAAAAAUGUCUGUCACUGUCGAAAGAAUAUGAUCAGAAUGUCUUGGACAUACAGGGUCUAUAAAACCCUCUCAUCACCUUGGAUGUUUUACCCUUUGUAUUAGCUUAACUAAUUAAUCAUAAGCAACAAAUUUAGUUUUUUGUGUUGAAAAAGUUUAACAACUCCCUCAUUCCUUGUAUAACAUCAAUGUGGGAACUGAUUUCAAUAUAUGAAAUAUAUUCACCUCUUUCAAAUCAGUAUUUAAUGAAAGCAUCUUCGGCUGCAAUCGGUGACUGUGUGGAUAGGUCUCAGUCAGGUUUCCACAUCUGGAUUCUACAAUUUUACUCUGUUCCUUCUUGCUAAUCUUUUCAAGCUGUGUCAGGUUGUGUGGGGUUUGGUUGUGAACACCAUUUUUUCCAGUCCUGACACAAACUCUUUUGGUUUGAGGCCUAGGCUUUGACUUGGCCACUCCAGAACAUUCGCCUUGUUGUCUUCAAACCAUUUCUGUGGAGCUUUGGCUGGAUUCUUUGAAUCCUUGUCUUUCUGGAGAACAAAUGUUGCCACAGUUCUCUUAUAGAUGGAAACAAAUGGACCUUUAGAAUUUCCCUCUAUUUAUUGUUUUCAUUUUACCUUGUACAUUUACAAGCCUGCUACCAAAAAGCCUCCCCACCACCAGGAUUUCACAGUGGGGAUACAUGGUGUGUAGUGAUUUGCAGUGUUUUGUGUCUGCCAAACAUAUAAUCUUGUCUGAUGGCCAAAAAGCUGCAUUUGAUUUCAUCUGACCAAAGAAAUUUCUUCCACUUGAUCAUGGAGUCUCACGUGUCUUUUGGAAAACUCUUGUUAAGCUUUUAUAUUGAGUUUUGGUCAGCAGUGGCUUUCUGAUAUCUGCUCUGCCAUAAAACUUUGAAAGGUGAAGAAGAUGGGUAACAGUGGUUGUAGUGCAGUCUCUCCCAUCUCAGCUGUUAAAGUUCUAAGCUCUUUCAGUGUAGUCAUAGUGACCUGGUGACUGCUCUGACUAGUCUAGUUUUUGCACAUUCAGUCAGCUUGUGAGGAAAACCUAAUCUGGCCUCAGAUUUAAUGUGUAAAAUAUUCCUUCCAGUUCUUGAGGAUGGAUUUAGCUGAACUCCAGGGGCAGUUCGGGACCCUAGAGAUUUUGUUUGUAUCCAUCGCUUGACUUGUACUUUUCAGUAACCUUUCCUCUGAUUUGCUUGGAAUGCUGUUUCUUCAUGCUGUCAUGGCAACCAGGAAUACCAAUUAACAGGUGACUGGACCUUCUAGACACAGAUGCCUUUCUAUUACAACUCUUUGACACACAAUCCCUGUACUCCGGUGAUCUUCACUCCACUCAUUGUGAAACUACUAGCACCAACUGUUGAAUUAGG
Molecule: messenger RNA, 8659 nt
Organism: Gambusia affinis (western mosquitofish)
Lineage: Eukaryota; Metazoa; Chordata; Actinopteri; Cyprinodontiformes; Poeciliidae
Product: collagen alpha-1(XI) chain-like
Exons: 66
Coding region: 252-5480 (1742 amino acids)
Molecular function (GO): extracellular matrix structural constituent
Source: RefSeq, a predicted model, not a curated record